Messenger RNA from Solanum verrucosum, 768 nucleotides. Its product is annotated as late embryogenesis abundant protein D-34-like. The coding region runs from base 1 to 768 and encodes 255 amino acids. NCBI's taxonomy places the organism in Eukaryota, Viridiplantae, Streptophyta, Magnoliopsida, Solanales, Solanaceae. The record is from RefSeq and is a predicted model, not a curated record. The transcript has 3 exons.
AUGAGUAAUGAAGAUAAACCCGUAACAUAUGGGGACGUAUUUUCUGUGUCAAGCGAACUUGGUUCAGAAAUUAUAGCGCCAGAAGAUGCAGCAAUAAUGCAAUCAGCAGAGAGUAUAGCACUCGGUCAUGUUCCGCGAGGCGGCCCUGCAUCACUCAUGCAGUCAGCCGCCUCACAGAAUGAGCGAAUUGGUGUUGCAGCUACUAAUGACAUAACUGAUUUCGCCAGAGAACACGGCGUUACCGUUUCUCAAGUUGAAGUUGGGGGUACUCGCGUUGUUUCUGAAUCCGUCGGUGGAGAGGUAGUUGCACAAUAUAUUUAUCCAUCAGAAGCAGGAGGAGGUGGAGAUGAUGAAGAGAGAUCAGCACGAUAUCCUACGACAGGAGUUCAAGAGGAGGCAGUUACGGUAGGUGAAGCACUAGAGGCGGUGGCACUUAAGCCUGCAGGGGACAAACCAAUUGAGCAGAGCGACGCUGCAGCAAUACAGGCUGCAGAAGCAAGAGCUACUGGACGAAGUGAAGUAGUGCCAGGAGGCGUAGGAGCGGAAGCUCAACGUGCUGCUUCGAUAAAUGCUCAAACAGAUGACAAGACCACACUCGGCGAUGUGCUAAGAGAUGCAACGAGCAAGCUUAUAGAUGAUAAGGCAGUGAAGAAGGAAGACGCAGAAGGCGUGGUGGGUGCUGAAAUAAGGAAUACGCCCAACUUGGCUACACAUCCGGGAGGUGUAGCAGCCUCCAUCACCACCGCGUCUAAUCUCAACAAAUUCUAG